UCCAUGAAUGUUGAAGACUCAACUCUUGGAUUUUGAUAAGGCCUAAGGGUAGUAGCAGAGCGGAAGAAAAAAAGAAGAUCAGACAGAGAGACAGAAGCCCGUCUUUUGUUCUUGUAGCUUUCUUUACAGGACAACCCUGGCGGCUCAGGGGGUAGAAGAAGACCAGGAUUUGGCAGAAGAGAAGAGUGAGAGAGCUUCUAAUCGUCUUCGAUCUAUCUGCACCCUAUCCAAAACCCCAACACCGGAACAUCUCGCAACUUUUUUCAUUCCCAUCCCACUGACUUUGUGGUGGUCGCGUUUCCUGGUGCAGUUAAGAGAUAUCUGUAAAUUUGUUCUUCUGGAGACCACGUAAAUGGAUCCCAUGGCUGAAGAGCAAUUGGACUACGGGGAUGAAGAGUAUGGAGGAGGUCAGAAGAUCCAGUAUCAGGGUGGUGGAGCAAUCCCUGCACUUGCAGAAGAGGAGAUGAUGGGGGAAGACGAUGAAUACGAUGAUCUCUAUAACGAUGUGAACGUUGGUGAUGGUUUCCUCAAACURCMGCGCCCUGAGGCAAUAGUCCCGUUAGGUGGUAUUGGGAAUGGUGGAAUACAAGCUCAAAAGACUGACGGUGCUGGAUCAAGGGUUCCCGAACCUGGUGGAUCACAAGAGGUAAGCAUCCCAGGAGUUGGUUUGGAAGGGAAGGGUUCCAAUAUGGUAACUGGUUUUUCUGAGCAGAAAAAAGGAGGCUUCUCUGCUGGUAAYGGAUUGGAAGAGGGAACUGGUGAUUACCCAGAUGGAGUWUCACAGAAGGGGAGGCCUUUGGAGAUGGGUCCUAAUGCUCAAGGAGGAAAUUUGGGGUUUCGAGGAUCAGCACCUAUUCCCCCGAAAGUUGGGGCUGAUCCUAGUUCAGAUCCUUCUGUUUGUUUAUAUUGA
Messenger RNA from Nelumbo nucifera (sacred lotus), 910 nucleotides. RefSeq lists its product as uncharacterized. The record is from RefSeq and is a predicted model, not a curated record. Lineage: Eukaryota; Viridiplantae; Streptophyta; Magnoliopsida; Proteales; Nelumbonaceae. Gene Ontology annotation, molecular function: RNA binding.